This is a messenger RNA of Penicillium olsonii, 570 nucleotides long. The record is from the annotation of a GenBank genome assembly. NCBI's taxonomy places the organism in Eukaryota, Fungi, Ascomycota, Eurotiomycetes, Eurotiales, Aspergillaceae.
AUGAAGUUCACAUUCGUUGCUCUGUCGGCUCUGUUGGCCCUCGCUGUUGCCGACACCACCACUGCGGAGGCCUCGGUGACCACCAGCACCCCGGAGACUGAAUGCGCGAAGCAAUGCGAUCCCAAGGAUAUCUGCUGUACUGCAAAGUGCUACAAGGUCCCUUGCCCUAGCGACAACCAGGCCGACGACACCAACAACUGUGUUUCUGCCUGCCCUCAGGGUACCGGCUCUCCCUCGGAUAUCCAGAAGUACUCCGAGUGUGAGCAGUCUUGCUACAGCUCCCACUUCUGGGGCGGCCAUGGUGCCACAGCUACCCAACCUUCCACCACCUCGACUUCCACUGGCACCUCUGGUACCACUGCUACGCAGACUGGAUCAAGCUCAUCAAGCACAAGCUCUUCCGACUCCAACUCCUCGAACAACGACUCCGACGAUUCCGACUCUUCUGAUGGAAGCUCAACUAGCACGUCCACAUUCGCACAGCAAACCGACAACGCCGGUGCUCGCGUCAAGCUGGGUGCUUCCGCUGCUGGCAUGUUUGGCUUGGUUGCGGCUGCAUUUGCUCUGUGA